Pseudocercospora fijiensis CIRAD86 is the source of this 1203-nucleotide messenger RNA. RefSeq lists its product as uncharacterized. The record is from RefSeq and is a predicted model, not a curated record. Gene Ontology annotation, molecular function: RNA polymerase I cis-regulatory region sequence-specific DNA binding. NCBI's taxonomy places the organism in Eukaryota, Fungi, Ascomycota, Dothideomycetes, Mycosphaerellales, Mycosphaerellaceae. Gene Ontology annotation, cellular component: RNA polymerase I upstream activating factor complex; nucleus. Bases 1 to 1203 code for a protein of 400 amino acids. Gene Ontology annotation, biological process: nucleolar large rRNA transcription by RNA polymerase I; transcription initiation at RNA polymerase I promoter. The transcript is spliced from 7 exons.
AUGUCACCUCCACACCCAAACACACAAUCCUCCACUGCUUUCCGCGCACCCAGGCCAGAAGGAACAUCUUUCGUGCCAAACGGCACCGAGAUGCAUCCUCAGUAUGAUCAGUUCUUGGACGGGUUUUCGCUGCAGUUCGGCCCUGUUCCAAACAAUUGGACUUCGUCUAGCCAGAUGGCGCCAGUCGCUCAGAUGCUCCCAAUUCCAGAUGCUUCUGCUCCAGGAUCGAGCCCAUCCAAGAAGCGACGGGCUUGGCCGAAUCCGCCGAGGUUCGACGACAUCCAUGAAUGCAAGGUCACGUUACCAAGUCUGCAGCAAUUACACUACUCGAUGCAACUUCAAGUGUUAAUAUCAUGGAGCGACUGGCACAAGUGGAGAAUGGGAAGUAGUCUGCCAGCUCGACCACCUUUGCUUCAAAGCGGUCCUCCUGUACCUGAAUACGCGCUGGACCAAUAUGCUCUUGGCGAAUUCGCGGGUCGGCAGGAUCGUGGACCAGCCAAGCGCAUACGAAAGUCAUUGCAAGAUGAAGUCGACCAAGACCUCACGCCUCAGAAGAAAGCGAUCACGGACUUGAUCAUGGAGCGGUUUGACAAAGCCCAGCACAAGCAAUUCCCCGAAGACAACACCAACGGCGUUCAAGAACCCGCACCGACCGCAAAUGGCACGGUGAAGGCAGGCACAACCAACGGCAACACUGGAACUUCCGCAUCCCCUCCAGCCUCCACCAAGCGUAAAGCCGAGAGCGAAGAGCUCAGCUCGCUCGACGACGAAUCACCCGCGCCGAAAAAGGUCAAAAAGAGCAAGCCCACAGAAACAGAUGCACAAAUAGCUGCACGUCUCCAAGCCGAGCUCAACGCAGGCACAAGAUCAACACGAGGCGGAGGCGCCAAGCGCAAACAAUCGAUCAAAAAGGAGAAGAAGCCCAAGAAAAAGAGCUCUGCCAAAGUCAACAGCGACGACGACAGCGACGUCGAGAGUGGCGAUCCGAAACCUGAACGGGAAAAGAAAGGCGGUUUCCAUAAACCCAUGAACCUCUCCGAACCCCUCUCAGCCCUGCUAGGGGAGACCCAACUAUCGCGGCCCCAGACUGUCAAAAAGAUCUGGGGAUACGUCAAAGAACGAGACCUUCAAAAUCCCAAAGACAAGCGGCAAAUCAUGUGCGACAAUGAUAUUGCUAUCCAAUAUGCUAUACUAUGCGUAUAA